CUCACACAUGGUGUACAGUCUACCACUGAACUAUAUCCCCAGCCCUAUUAAUAAUGUUUUAAGAUAAUAUAUGUUAUUAAGAUAAAUUGCUUAACACACAUGGUGUAUUCUAAUUGAAGAAAUGAAACAUCAUAUAUUCAUAUGGUUAAAGAAGUAUUUGCAAGAAAACAAGCCAGCCUAAUUUCAUUUUACAAUUUUUAUUGGUUUCUUUUAAAAAAAUAAUAGUUGGCAUAAGGAUUCAUUUUGACAACAAAAUUAAAUCCAGCAUUUCUGUACACUUAUACACAGAACUGCCUCUUUUGUCCUUGUGGAACUGACAGCCUGAGAGAGUCAAACAUAAUAGCAUAUGAUUAAGUUCGCUUAAUAAUAAAAGUCUUUUUUAGUAUGUUUGAAAGUGUGAUGGGGAAAAAUUCAAGAAAUGUGAAUAAAAUUCUGUAAUAUUUUUGUUUUUAUUUUAUUUUUUUCCAGUGCUAGGAAUGGAACCCAGGGCCUCAUACAUGAUAGGCAAGCACUCUACAUUCGAACUACACCACCAUUCCUAACAUUCUAUAAAAUUUAAAGAUGUUGCCAUACUCCAGGUGUACUAGAAUGCACUAUCUAGUGUUCAUAGAAGAUAGCAACACUCAAAACUGCAUGAGAUUUUAAAGUCGGAAAAUAAUCAAAUGUUAAAAAUUUUUUUCCGAAGACUUAAAAUAAUUAGGCAGCAAUGCGGUUAUUACAUUCAAAUAAUUGGAAAACUCGAAAUAAGUUAACAAUAGAACUCAGCCUUGUGAAAACUAAACAUAUAAUUUCCUUCCAGGGGCCUAAUGUUUACAGUUAAAGGCCCUCUAAUUCAGAAAAAUUUUCGCAACUUUCGAAAAGAGCAGGUUAUUUGUUUUGGAAGUACUGGAACCCAGAGCACUCUACCACUGAGCUACACUUAUCCCAACCCUCUUCCUGUCCUGUCCAAGUGUUUGGAAAAAUGGGGUUGAUUCUUUCUAAAACAAUUUCUUUUGGCACUGGGGAUUGAACUCGAGUUGCUUUACCACUGAGCUACAUCCCUACCCCUUUUUAUUUUUGAGAUAGGUUGAGCAAAAUAGUAGAGACCUACAGGCAUACGCCCGAAAAGCACGCUUUGUUUUUUGUUUGCAGGUUUUCCUUUUUCCAAAAAAUAUUUUUAAAGGAAACUUUACUGUAGGCUUACAUUCCUAAGAAAAUAACGAGCUAUCGCAAAAUAAAGUCAAAUAUAUCGCUAGACAUUUUCUAAAUCCGUGCUGAAAAAAUACUGAUUAGCAACACAAGGAGGCAGAAGCAGCCAGGAUAAAAGUCGGUGUUCAGCACCCUUCCAACAAUCCCAUCAGCUGGCAUUCUCAGGGCUAAGGCUCAGAGAUCCUCACAGCUCUUAGGCCGCCGCCAGCACCUGGGCCUCAGGCGGCGAGGCCAACGGGAAUAAGCCCCGCCCCGGGACGCGGCCGCGAAUCCCGCCGCUCUAGGCGCGCAGGGCGCUCUCUAUGGUCGGUUGGGCGGUGUGUUGUCAUCGGCGGAGCGACGGCCGGAGGCGGCGGCGUAGGCCCCGGCGGGGCGUUUAGUUUCGGUUUGGCCCUGUCUGCAAUUAGUGUUGACUGUCGAAAUGGGAGUCCCCAAGUUUUACCGAUGGAUUUCGGAGCGGUACCCCUGCCUCAGCGAAGUGGUGAAAGAGCAUCAGAUUCCUGAAUUUGAUAACUUGUACCUGGAUAUGAAUGGAAUUAUUCAUCAGUGCUCCCAUCCUAAUGAUGAUGAUGUUCACUUCAGAAUUUCAGAUGAUAAAAUCUUUACUGACAUUUUUCACUACUUGGAAGUGUUGUUUCGCAUUAUUAAACCUAGAAAAGUGUUCUUCAUGGCUGUGGAUGGUGUGGCUCCUCGAGCAAAAAUGAACCAGCAGCGUGGGAGGCGUUUUAGGUCAGCCAAGGAGGCAGAAGACAAAAUAAAAAAGGCAAUAGAAAAGGGAGAAACUCUUCCUACAGAGGCCAGGUUUGAUUCCAACUGUAUUACACCAGGGACAGAAUUCAUGGCUAGGUUACAUGAACAUCUGAAAUAUUUUGUAAAUAUGAAAAUUUCCACAGACAAGUCAUGGCAAGGAGUUACCAUCUACUUCUCAGGCCAUGAGACACCCGGAGAAGGAGAGCAUAAAAUCAUGGAAUUUAUCAGAUCCGAGAAAGCAAAACCAGAUCAUGAUCCAAACACCAGACACUGUCUUUAUGGUUUAGAUGCUGACUUGAUCAUGCUUGGAUUAACAAGUCACGAGGCACAUUUUUCUCUUUUAAGAGAAGAAGUUCGAUUUGGUGGCAAAAAAACACAAAGGGUGUGUGCACCAGAAGAAACCACAUUUCACCUUUUACACUUGUCUUUAAUGAGAGAAUAUAUUGACUAUGAGUUUUCAGUGUUAAAAGCAAAGAUCACGUUUAAAUAUGAUAUUGAAAGAAUUAUAGAUGAUUGGAUUUUGAUGGGAUUUCUGGUUGGCAAUGAUUUUAUCCCUCAUCUACCUCAUUUACAUAUUAAUCAUGAUGCACUGCCUCUUCUUUAUGGAACAUAUAUUACCAUCCUUCCAGAACUUGGGGGUUAUAUUAAUGAAAGUGGACAUCUCAACUUACCUCGAUUUGAGAAAUACCUUGUGAAACUAUCAGAUUUUGAUCGGGAGCACUUCAGUGAAGUUUUUGUGGACCUAAAGUGGUUUGAAAGCAAAGUUGGUAACAAGUACCUCAACGAAGCAGCUGGAGUUGCAGCAGAAGAAGCCAAGAACUAUAAAGAAAAGAAAAAACCAAAGGGCCAGGAAAAUUCUGUAUGUUGGGCUGCUUUAGACAAAAAUGAAAGUGAAGUGGUAGCUUCUAAGGAUAACUUAGAAGAUGAGACUGAAGAUGAUGAUCUAUUUGAAACUGAGUUUCGACAAUAUAAAAGAACAUAUUACAUGACAAAGAUGGGGGUUGAUGUAGUCUCUGAUGAUUUUCUGGCUGAUCAAGCUUCAUGUUAUGUUCAGGCAAUACAGUGGAUUCUGCACUAUUACUAUCAUGGUGUUCAGUCCUGGAGCUGGUAUUAUCCUUAUCAUUACGCACCUUUCCUGUCAGACAUCCGCAACAUCAGUACACUCCAAAUCCGUUUUGAACUAGGAAAACCUUUUAAACCAUUUGAACAGCUUCUUGCUGUACUUCCAGCAGCUAGCAAAAAUUUACUUCCUACAUGCUAUCAGCAUUUGAUGACCAGUGAAGACUCUCCAAUUAUAGAAUAUUAUCCACCUGAUUUUAAAACUGAUCUAAAUGGAAAACAACAGGAAUGGGAAGCUGUGGUAUUAAUACCUUUUAUUGAUGAGAAGCGAUUGUUGGAAGCCAUGGAGACAUGUAACCACUCCCUCAAAAAGGAAGAGAGGAAAAGAAACCAACAUAGUGAAUGUCUAAUGUGCUGGUAUGAUAGAGACACAGAGUUUACCUACCCUUCUCCAUGGCCAGAAAAGUUCCCUGCCAUAGAACGAUGUUGUACAAGGUACAAAAUAAUAUCAUUAGAUGCUUGGCGUGUGGACAUAAACAAGAACAAAAUAACCAGAAUUGACCAGAAGGCAUUAUAUUUCUGCGGAUUCCCUACUCUGAAACACAUCAAACAUAAAUUUUUUUUGAAAAAAAGUGGUGUUCAAGUAUUCCAGCAAAGCAGUCGUGGAGAAAACAUGAUGUUGGAAAUCUUAGUGAAUAUAGAAUCAGAUGAACUUAGUGUAGAAAAUAUAGCUUCAUCGGUGCUUGGAAAGUCUGUCUUUGUUAAUUGGCCUCACCUUGAAGAAGCUAGAGUUGUGGCUGUAUCAGAUGGCGAAACUAAGUUUUACUUAGAAGAACCUCCAGGAACACAGAAGCUUUAUUUGGGAAGGACUGUGCCACCAUCUAAAGUAAUCCAUCUUGGAGACAAAGAACAAUCUAACUGGACAAAAGAAAUACAAGGAAUUUCAGAACAUUACCUGAGAAGAAAAGGAAUAAUAAUAAAUGAAACAUCUGCAGUUGUGUAUGCUCAGUUACUCACAGGCCGUAAAUAUCAAAUAAGUCAAAAUGGUGAAGUUCGUCUAGAAAAACAGUGGUCAAAACAAGUUCUUCCUUUUGUUUAUCAAACUAUUGUCAAGGACAUCCGAGCUUUUGAUUCUCGUUUCUCCAAUAUCAAAACACUGGAUGAUUUGUUUCCUCCUAGAAGUGUGGUAUUUAUGCUGGGAACUCCAUAUUAUGGCUGCACUGGAGAAGUUCAAGAUUCAGGUGAUGUUAUUACAGAAGGUAGGAUUCGUGUGGUUUUCAGCAUUCCCUAUGAGCCCAACCUUGAUGCUCUAAUACAGAACCAGCAUAAAUAUUCUAUAAAGUACAACCCAGGAUAUGUGUUGGCCAGUCGCCUUGGCGUGAGUGGAUACCUUGUUUCAAGGUUUACAGGAAGUAUUUUUAUUGGAAGAGGAUCUAGGAGAAAUCCUCAUGGAGACCAUAAAGCAAAUGUGGGUUUAAAUCUCAAAUUCAACAAAAAAAAUGAAGAGGUACCUGGAUAUACUAAGAAAGUUGGAAGUGAAUGGAUGUACUCAUCUGCAGCAGAACAACUUCUUGCUGAGUACUUAGAGAGAGCACCAGAACUAUUUAGUUAUAUAGCCAAAAAUAGCCAAGAGGAUGUGUUCUAUGAAGAUGACAUUUGGCCUGGAGAAAAUGAGAAUGGUGCAGAGAAAGUUCAAGAAAUUAUUACUUGGCUAAAAGGACAUCCUGUCAGUACUUUGUCUCGUUCUUCUUGUGAUUUACAAAUUCUGGAUGCAGCUAUUGUUGAGAAAAUCGAGGAAGAAGUUGAAAAGUGCAAGCAAAGAAAGAAUAAUAAGAAAGUACGAGUGACAGUGAAGCCACAUUUGCUAUACAGACCUUUAGAACAGCAACAUGGAGUCAUUCCUGAUCGGGAUGCAGAAUUUCGUCUCUUUGACCGUGUUGUAAAUGUGAGAGAGAAUUUUUCGGUUCCAGUUGGCCUUCGGGGCACCAUCAUAGGAAUCAAAGGAGCUAGUAGAGAAGCUGAUGUACUAUUUGAAGUAUUAUUUGAUGAAGAAUUUCCUGGAGGCUUAACAAUAAGGUGCUCACCUGGUAGAGGUUAUCGACUACCAACAAGUGCCUUGGUGAACCUUUCUCAUGGGAGUCGCUCUGAAACAGGAAAUCAGAAGUUGACAGCCAUUGUGAAACCACAGCCAGCUGUGAAUCACUAUAGCCCAAAUUUAUCAGUUUCUGCCUCACAUUUAGGAGGCCUCAACCAUUCUCCUCAGUCACUUUUUGUUCCUACUCAAGCACCUAUUAAAGAUGAUGAUGAAUUUUGCAACAUUUGGCAAUCCUUACAAGAAUCUGGAAAAAUUCAGCAGUUCCAGCCAACUGUACAAGAGAAGGGUGCAGUUCUACCUCAAGAAAUAAGUCAAGUAACUCAACAGCAUAAAUCUGGCUUUAAUGACAACAGUAUUAAAUACCAACAAAGGAAACAUGACCCUCACAGAAAAUUUAAAGAAGAGUGUAAGAGUCCUAAAACUGAGUGUAGGUCACAAAAAACAUCCAAUAAGCAGCUUAACUCUGGAAUUGAGAACUUUUUGGCGUCAUUGAAUAUAUCCAAAGAAAACGAAGCACAGUCAUCCCAUCAUGGAGAACCUUCAAAUGAAGAGCAUUUGUCACCACAAUCAUUUGCUAUGAAGGGAACACGAAUGCUUAAAGAAAUUCUAAAAAUUGAUGGUUCUGACACAAUGGACCGUAAGAAUGAAAUGAAAAAGUUUGGUAAUGAAGCCACUGUUUCCUCUAAUAAAAGAGAUGAAUAUGGACUGUCCUCACAACCUAAACAAAAUAAGAAAUUAGCAUCUUAUAUGAACAAGCCUCACAGUGCUAAUGAGUACCAUAAUGUUCCAUCUGUGGACAAUGUGUGUUGGCCUGUUCCUGGCCAGAUCCCUCCUGUGCCCACUCCAGUAACUGAACUUUCUCGAAUUUGCUCCCUUAUUGGAAUGCCACAACCAGAUUUCUCCUUUCUGAGAACACCUCAGACAAUGACAGUUUGCCAAGUAAAAUUAUCUAAUGGCUUACUGGUACACGGGCCACAGUGCCACUCUGAAAAUGAAGCCAAGGAGAAAGCUGCACUUUUUGCUUUACAACAGUUGGGCUCUUUAGGAGUGAAUUUUUCUUUGCCUCCACCAAUAUUUCCAAAUUAUCCUCCCACUGUUCCAGCUGGAACCAUACCUCCAGUCUUUCCCCAACCUACUGCUAAUAUGAUGCCUUCACCUCAUCUCUUUGGCUCAAUGCCAUGGGGACCACCAGUGCCAGUUCCUGGGAAGCCCUUCCAUCAUACAUCACAUUCUGGGACCAUACCCAUGGCUGGAGGAAUGCCAGGUGGAGUGCACAAUCAGUUCAUACCUCUACAGGUUACCAAAAAAAGAGUUGCAAACAAAAAGAACUUUGAGAAUAAGGAGGCCCAGAGUUCUUCUCAAGCCACUCCACUUCAGACUAGCAAGCCCAGCUCUUCUGAUGACACCAGAGUGAUUCCACAGGAAAGCUCAUCAGGCCCUUUAAAGUCCUCUCAGCUGGCUCAACCUGCAUCUUCUUUUCAAGUUGAAACUUCCUCCCAAGGCCACAAUACGUCUCAUCAGAAGUCAACACCAAGCUCUUCUUCUAGAAGAAAAUCAAGAAAACUGGCUGUCAAUUUUGGCAUUUCUAAACCUUCUGAAUAAAUUUGGUACUUGGGAAUUAAAAUAAUUUCUUUUAUUUCCAUCACCUUUUUAUAAAUCCAUAUCUCAUAAAUGUACUAUUUUAAAAUAAUAUGUUUGAAUAUUUUUAAUUUUUAAGUCGUCAGGCACUUUUCAUGCCAUUUAAAAGACUAUAUAUCAAAUUGUGCACUUUAACUAUGUGCAGUUUGUUGUACGUCAAUUAUACCUCAAUAAAGUUGUAAAAAGAAAAAAUACUAAAUUAAACCUUUUGUUAAAAUGAAUUUCAGUGGGCUAAGCAUUAAAAUGUACCACUC
This is a messenger RNA of Urocitellus parryii (Arctic ground squirrel), 6984 nucleotides long. RefSeq names its product 5'-3' exoribonuclease 1 (gene Xrn1). The record is from RefSeq and is a predicted model, not a curated record. Gene Ontology annotation, molecular function: RNA binding; 5'-3' RNA exonuclease activity. NCBI's taxonomy places the organism in Eukaryota, Metazoa, Chordata, Mammalia, Rodentia, Sciuridae. Gene Ontology annotation, biological process: rRNA catabolic process; nuclear-transcribed mRNA catabolic process. Gene Ontology annotation, cellular component: nucleus.